AUGGUGAUCGCCGGCGCAAACAGUCCUACUGCGGCGUUGCUCUGUAGCCCGGGCAUGGGCCAUCUCAUUCCGAUCAUCGAACUCGGAAAACACCUUCGCUCUCACCAUUUCUCUGACGUCACUAUCUUCGUCGUCUCCACCGAUUUCUCAACCACACAUUCACAAAUUAUCCAGCAAAGUUCAAACUUUCUUCAACCUUGCCUUCUUAACAUCGUUAUCCUCCCUCCUGUAAAUAUCUCCGGCCAACUCGGACCUGACUCCCCCAUCGGAGCACGCAUCAGUUUAGCAAUGGAGAAGUCGCUGCCGCUUCUCCGUUCUGCGAUCCUCUCAAUGGAACGCCGGCCAACCGCCCUCAUCGUCGAUAUGUUCAGUACAAAUGCUUUGGCCAUAGCACGUGACCUUGGGAUGCUAAACUUCGUGUUUGUCACUUCCACGGCAUGGCUUCUUGCAGUUACUGUGUAUACUCCGGCCAUCGAUGAGGAAGCUCUAGAUCGGCAUCUGAAACACCGUGAACCACUCCGUAUUCCGGGUUGUAAACCGGUUCGAUUUGAGGACACACUCGAACCGUUACUGCUCCGGGGACAACCGGUGUUCGAGCAGUUUGUUCAAAUGGGGGUUGACAUUAGCCGAGCCGAUGGGAUUCUGGUGAACACGUGGGAAGAUCUUGAGCCAGUAACGCUUCAAGCUUUGAGAGACAGUGAGAACGGUUUAGGAGGGAUGAUUCAGGGCACGAUUUAUCCAGUUGGACCGAUAGUGAGAACCAUCGAACCAGGAAGGAGCAGAAACAAUGAAGUCUUGAAUUGGCUUGAUCGGCAACCACCAGAGUCAGUGCUAUAUGUCUCGUUCGGGAGUGGUGGGACCUUGUCGCCGGCACAAAUGGCGGAGGUGGCAUGGGGUUUGGAAUUAAGUGAACAGAGAUUCGUUUGGGUGGUCCGUUCGGCGAAGGAAAACGCAACAAAUGGCGCAUUUUUCAACGUGGAAAACGCCGGCGGUGACGAUUUCUUGCCGGAGGGGUUCACUUGUAGGACGGAAAAGGUGGGACUUGUGGUCCCCAAGUGGGCUCAACAAGCAGAGAUCCUAGCUCACCGUUCCGUCGGUGGAUUCAUGACACACUGUGGGUGGAACUCGACGGUGGAGGGGAUCGUCACCGGUGGAGUUCCGAUGAUAGCGUGGCCGCUGUACGCCGAGCAGAUGAUGAACGCAACUAUGUUGACGGAAGAGCUAGGGGUGGCUUUAAGGGUGAAGAAGAUGGAGAAGGAAUCAUCAGUGGUUAUUGAUAGGCUGGAAAUUCAGAAGCUAAUAGGAAGAUUAAUGGUGGAAGAAGAAGGACGGUGUAUGAGAGCCAGGGUUGAAGAGCUCAAGCAUAGUGCAGAAAUGGCGGUAUCUGAGGCUGGAUCGUCUUUUAAGUCUUUGAAUAAACUGGCAAAUUGCUGUGAAGUUCAUCAGAAAACAAAAGUCUCCAUUGUGUGA
Neltuma alba is the source of this 1470-nucleotide messenger RNA. RefSeq names its product anthocyanidin 3-O-glucosyltransferase 5-like. Lineage: Eukaryota; Viridiplantae; Streptophyta; Magnoliopsida; Fabales; Fabaceae. The record is from RefSeq and is a predicted model, not a curated record. Gene Ontology annotation, molecular function: coniferyl-alcohol glucosyltransferase activity. The transcript has a single exon. Bases 1 to 1470 code for a protein of 489 amino acids.